Chelonia mydas (Green sea turtle) is the source of this 5488-nucleotide messenger RNA. It is a transcript of the gene SOS1, whose product is annotated as SOS Ras/Rac guanine nucleotide exchange factor 1. Gene Ontology annotation, biological process: positive regulation of GTPase activity; Ras protein signal transduction. The transcript is spliced from 22 exons. Lineage: Eukaryota; Metazoa; Chordata; Testudines; Cheloniidae. Gene Ontology annotation, cellular component: plasma membrane. Bases 439 to 4398 code for a protein of 1319 amino acids. The record is from RefSeq and is a predicted model, not a curated record. Gene Ontology annotation, molecular function: guanyl-nucleotide exchange factor activity; protein heterodimerization activity.
GGGAGUAACCGUCAGGGCGAGGAAAAAAGCCCCGAGAAUUCCAGCCGCGCUUGAGCUCCCGGCGCAGACCCCGCCCCCGGGGCAUGUGAGGCGGCGCGUGACCCUCCGCCCUGCAGCGCGAGCGGGCCGGGCUGUCCGCGCGCUUCCGUGGGGCCGGGCCGGGCCCGGCAUGCCCGUGCGGCUGGCGGGGCAGGGUGGCCGCUCGCCUCCCCGCGCCGCCCCGCCGAGCGCUCUCCGGCCUCGGGGCCCUGCCCGGGGCGGGCGCUGAGGAGAGACCCGGGGGGGUGGGGUGCUGGGAUGCCGCCGCCCCCCGGCGCUGAGUCCCGCCGCUGGCGGGUGCUGCCGCUGCCCUCCGGCUGUCCGCGGCCGCCGCGCCGGGCCGCCCACUGAUCGCGCCUGCCCCGGGCCGGGCCCCGCCAGGAGCCCGCCAGCGGCAGGAUGCAGGCGCCGCCGCUGCUCUACGAGUUCUUCAGCGAGGAGAACGCGCCCAAGUGGCGGGGGCUGCUGGUGCCGGCCCUCAAAAAGGUUCAGGUGCAGGUCCAUCCUAAACUUUCCUCAGCUGAAGAUGCUUUACAAUAUGUUGAGGAGUUAAUUCUGCAGUUGUUGAAUAUGCUGUGCCAAGCCCAGCCAAGAAGCUUUCUGGAUGUAGAGGAUCGUGUUCAAAAAAGUUUUCCCCAUCCUAUUGAUAAGUGGGCAAUAGCUGAUGCCCAGUCUGCUAUUGAAAAGAGGAAACGAAGAAAUCCAUUAUCUCUCCCAGUAGAAAAAAUCCAUCCUUUGUUAAAAGAAGUUCUAGGUUAUAAAAUUGACCACCAAGUAUCUGUUUACAUAGUAGCAGUAUUAGAAUACAUUUCUGCAGAUAUCUUGAAGCUCGUUGGGAAUUACGUACGAAAUAUAAGACAUUAUGAAAUUACAAAACAAGACAUUAAAGUGGCAAUGUGUGCUGAUAAGGUGUUGAUGGAUAUGUUCCAUCAAGAUGUAGAAGAUAUAAGUACACUAACUUUAUCUGAUGAGGAACCCUCCACCUCAGGGGAACAAACCUAUUAUGAUCUAGUCAAGUCAUUUAUGGCAGAGGUUCGACAGUACAUACGGGAACUAAAUCUCAUUAUAAAAGUUUUUAGAGAGCCUUUUGUCUCCAACUCCAAAUUGUUUUCAGCUCAUGAUGUGGAAAAUAUAUUUAGUCGUAUAUCAGAUAUUCAUGAACUUAGCGUGAAGCUACUGGGCCACAUUGAGGACACUGUAGAAAUGACAGAUGAAGGCAGUCCCCACCCCUUAGUAGGCAGUUGUUUUGAAGACCUAGCAGAGGAACUGGCAUUUGAUCCAUAUGAAUCAUACGCUCAAGAUAUUUUGCGACCUGCUUUUCAUGAUCACUUUCUUGGUCAGUUAUCAAAGCCUGGAGCAGCAUUCUAUUUACAGUCAAUAGGAGAAGGUUUUAAAGAAGCUGUUCAGUAUGUUCUACCAAGGCUGCUUCUUGCUCCCGUUUAUCACUGUCUUCACUAUUUUGAACUUUUAAAGCAAUUGGAAGAAAAGAGUGAGGAUGAAGAGGAUAAAGAAUGUUUAAAGCAAGCGAUAACAGCCCUGCUUAACCUUCAGAGUAGUAUGGAAAGGAUAUGCUCGAAAAGUCUUGCAAAGCGAAGACUUAGUGAAUCUGCAUGUCGGUUCUAUAGUCAGCAGAUGAAGGGGAAACAACUAGCAAUCAAGAAAAUGAAUGAGAUCCAGAAAAACAUUGAUGGUUGGGAGGGUAAGGACAUUGGACAGUGCUGCAAUGAGUUUAUAAUGGAAGGAACUCUCACACGAGUAGGCGCAAAACAUGAGAGACAUAUAUUCCUUUUUGAUGGACUGAUGAUUUGCUGUAAGUCGAAUCAUGGCCAGCCAAGACUUCCCGGUGCCAGCAAUGCAGAGUAUCGUCUGAAAGAAAAAAUUUUUAUGCGAAAGGUACAAAUCAAUGAUAAAGACGACACUAAUGAAUAUAAACAUGCCUUUGAAAUUAUUUUAAAAGAUGAGAACAGUGUUAUUUUUGCUGCUAAAUCAGCAGAAGAGAAAAACAACUGGAUGGCAGCAUUGAUAUCUUUACAGUAUAGAAGCACUCUGGAAAGAAUGUUAGAUGUAACAAUGCUACAGGAAGAGAAGGAGGAGCAGAUGAGAUUUCCAAGUCCUGAGCUUUAUAGGUUUGCAGAACCAGACUCUGAAGAGAAUAUUGUAUUUGAAGAAAACAUGCAGCCCAAAUCUGGAAUCCCUAUCCUCAAGGCAGGAACUGUUGUCAAACUCAUUGAGAGACUGACCUACCACAUGUAUGCAGACCCAAAUUUUGUUCGGACAUUUCUCACGACAUAUAGAUCCUUCUGCAAACCUCAAGAAUUAUUGAGUCUUCUGAUAGAAAGGUUUGAAAUUCCAGAGCCUGAGCCAACAGAAGCUGAUCGUAUAGCUAUGGAGAAUGGAGACCAGCCUCUUAGUGCAGAGUUAAAACGAUUUAGGAAAGAAUAUAUACAACCUGUACAACUGCGAGUGUUAAAUGUAUGCCGACACUGGGUAGAACAUCACUUCUAUGACUUUGAGAGAGAUGUAGAUCUUUUGCACCGAUUGGAAGAAUUCAUUGGGACAGUAAGAGGUAAAGCUAUGAAGAAAUGGGUCGAAUCAAUCACAAAGAUAAUCUACCGGAAAAAGCAGGCACAAGCCAUUGGGCCAAGCCACAAUAUUACUUUUGAAAGUUCACCUCCUGCAAUUGAGUGGCAUAUAAGCAAGCCAGGACAGCCAGAAACUUUUGACUUGCUCACUUUGCACCCAAUAGAAAUUGCUCGACAGCUCACUUUACUCGAGUCAGAUCUUUACAGAGCUGUGCAGCCAUCAGAACUAGUUGGAAGUGUGUGGACCAAGGAAGAUAAAGAAAUUAAUUCUCCCAACCUUCUCAAAAUGAUACGGCACACCACUAAUCUCACUUUGUGGUUUGAAAAAUGCAUCGUAGAAACAGAAAACCUAGAGGAAAGAGUAAUUGUAGUGAGUCGGAUAAUUGAGAUCCUGCAAGUUUUUCAGGAGCUGAAUAACUUCAACGGUGUUCUUGAAGUUGUCAGUGCUAUGAACUCUUCACCUGUGUAUAGACUGGAUCACACAUUUGAGCAAAUUCCAGGUCGACAGAAAAAGAUUUUAGAAGAAGCUCAUGAAUUGAGUGAGGAUCACUAUAAGAAAUAUUUGGCAAAACUCAGGUCCAUUAAUCCUCCAUGCGUGCCUUUCUUUGGAAUUUAUUUGACUAACAUCUUGAAAACAGAAGAAGGCAACCCUGAAUUUCUAAAGCGACAUGGAAAAGAACUUAUAAACUUCAGCAAGAGAAGGAAAGUAGCUGAAAUAACAGGGGAGAUCCAGCAGUACCAAAACCAGCCAUACUGCUUACGAAUAGAACCCGAUAUCCGAAGGUUUUUUGAAAAUUUGAAUCCAAUGGGAAAUAGCAUGGAGAAGGAAUUCACAGAUUAUCUGUUCAACAAGUCAUUAGAAAUAGAGCCGCGAAAUUCCAAGCCUCCACCAAGAUUUCCCAAAAAAUACAACUAUUCCCUCAAAUCUCCGGGUGUUCGUCCGUCGAACCCAAGGCCUGGUACCAUGAGACACCCUACACCGCUGCAACAGGAGCCAAGAAAAAUUAGUUACAGUCGCAUCCCUGAGAGUGAGUCAGAAAGUACAACAUCUGCCCCAAAUUCUCCACGAACACCAUUGACACCACCCCCUGCCUCUGCUACUUCCAGUACUACAGAUGUCUGCAGCGUCUUUGAUUCAGAUCCUUCAAGUCCUUUUCAUUCAAGAUCUGCAUCUGUGUCGUCCAUAAGCUUUACCAAAAUCUCUGAUGAAACUUCUGGUCCUCCUCCUGUUCCUCCACGGAGACGACCAGAGUCUGCCCCAGCAGAAUCAUCGCCUUCAAAGAUUACUUCUGCGCAUCUGGACAGUCCACCAGCAAUUCCUCCUCGACAACCAACAUCAAAAGUCUAUUCGCCAAGAUACUCCGUGCCAGACCGGACCUCCAUAUCUGAUCCUCCUGAAAGCCCUCCUGUAUUACCACCACGAGAACCUGUGCGAACUCCUGAUGUUUUCUCUAGUUCACCACUACACCUCCAGCCACCGCCCUUAGGUAGAAAAAGUGAACUUGGCAAUACCUUUUUCCCAAACAGUCCCUCCCCAUUUACUCCCCCACCCCCUCAAACACCUUCUCCACAUGUAGCACGGAGGCAUCUGCCCUCCCCUCCUUUGAUACCGCAGGACGUGGACCUCCAUUCUGUUGAGGGGCCACCUGUCCCUCCACGACAAAGCACUUCUCAACAUAUCCCAAAGCUUCCUCCAAAAACUUACAAACGGGAGCACACCCAUCCAUCGAUGCACCGAGACGGACCACCCUUGUUGGAGAACGCCCACUCCUCCUGAAUUGUACUUUGUGCUGGGAGUUGCAUUUUCUUGGCACUACGUCUGUUGCUGGCAAUGGAUGCACUGAACCUGCUGGCGCCAAGGAGUUUGGAUGCAUACUCCACGCAUUAAAAACUAUGCUAGGUUGGGAAUGCAGUGUACAGAAACUGAAUUGCAGAAGCAGACGUGAUCAACUGAUAAACUCGCUGUUCCUAUUGUAGUAUGCAGGAUGCUGUUCUAAAGAAAUUGGACAACUGAUUGUACCAGAAAACUGACUCAAGGGACUUUUCUGGCCAAUAAGCGGAGACCGUGUUUUGUGUAAUGAUCUCUAAUGUCCAGUACGGGAAUGGAAAAUAUAGUCUUGUAUCCAUCAGUUCUAUACAGUAACACAGUUAUUAGAAUGAAAACAUUAUGCACUUUUUUAAAAAUCUCAAAACAGGGAACUUUAUAUCCUUCUUAAUUUCCUUUUUACUUUACUCCCUGCUUUAAAAUACUCUCCUAAAAUCAUGAAAAGGACUGUGAGGAAGAUCUGUGGUACCUAACCAUGUUAGAACUAAGGCAUAGCACUGUAUUGCGGUCCUGUUUACAAAUUGUUACAGUGAAUAGUAUGGGUACCUAGGCUUCACCAAAGAGGUACUUUAUUAUUAUUUUAUUAAAUAUUAUGGUGCCAGUUGAAAAAGAAACUAUUGCCAGGAAGCAUAAUGGGUAAUUAAUGCUUUCUUUAAACAGAGCAGAUUAAAGUCUUAUGUCAUUAAAAUGACAACGAAAUUUAAAAAAACAGCACUAUUGUCUGAAAUAUUCUACUACGUUUAGAAGACUGUUAAUCUAUGCUAGGUUAUAUCACAUUCUUGUUAAGGUUUACUGAUAAUCCAUUUCAUGGCUUGUAACUAUUCUUCUUUAAUCAUGCCAUGAAAACAGUCACUUGUGAAAAGGGGCACUCACUGGCCAUCUUCCAUAGUUAUUGUCAUGUUUUACUAACCAUAGAUUAAUCAGCAUACGUAGAAUUGCCUUGCAUUUGCAUAAAUCAUGUGUAUAUAGUGAAUGUUGCAUAAAUAUGCUUGCAUAUUGUUUUUAAUUUAAUUGAAAUAAAGAUACACAUUUGUUUGGCUGA